AUGAACUUGAUCAAACUCACCAUAGCUCUCAUGAUCAAUACGGCUUGCGGUCUCGUGGCAGCUGAAGUCAUCAACUUCUAUACUAAUGAGAUCAGAAGUUUCAGUUGUGGCCCAUCAGAGGUGGCACUUUGCAUUGUGACCCGGUACAAAAAGCCGAAUGACCGAAGCUCUCCUCCGGAUUAUUACCUUAUGGAUACCGCUGUGAGGGUCAAACCGGGCUUCUACAACUGCGGUGUGACGACUGCCAGAUGUUGUGGCGCCAACUUGCAAUAUCAGAAUAUGCAGACCGGAGACUCCCAGAUGAUGCAAAAUCUGGCUGACACCUUCUGCCCGACGCGAGUAUCUUAUGUCGAGCCCCCAAAGAAACCAAGAACACGCCAGUGA
Molecule: messenger RNA, 384 nt
Organism: Puccinia graminis f. sp. tritici CRL 75-36-700-3
Lineage: Eukaryota; Fungi; Basidiomycota; Pucciniomycetes; Pucciniales; Pucciniaceae
Exons: 3
Coding region: 1-384 (127 amino acids)
Source: RefSeq, a predicted model, not a curated record